Molecule: messenger RNA, 210 nt
Organism: Rotaria sp. Silwood2
Lineage: Eukaryota; Metazoa; Rotifera; Eurotatoria; Philodinida; Philodinidae
Source: the annotation of a GenBank genome assembly
AUGACAAAUAUUCGUAUUGCUAAAGAAAAUGUUCUUAGUCGUGAUUAUAAUGAAUUAGCAAGUCUUUGUGAUGAUUAUUUACGUCGAUAUGAAAAUAAUGAAGAUGAAAAUAAUUUAAUGCAUAAUUUAUUUUCUGGUGAUAAUAGUACUAAAAUAGCAGAAAUUAUUGUUAAAUCUGUUCUAUCAUCAAUUUCAAUAUGGUUCAAAUGA